AAUCUAUAACCCCGAAAGGAAAAAAGAGAAGAGAGAAAAAGCAAAAAAAAACAAAACUCACUCUGCGUCGAUUCAAAAACAAACUCAGUGACUAGUUAUUAACAAUGUAUCAAGAUCGACAAGGCGUUGUAGGAGGAGGAGGUGGUGGAUCUGCGCCACACGGAAUCAUACUCGCCGUCGUUGUAGCAUUGGUUGUACUCGUUCCGUUCUUCAUCGGAGACGGUGGUGAAGCCAUUACAGAUGCGAUCGCAGAGCUUUUAAGUCCGGUGGGACUUCUCUUGCUUCCCAUCGUCCUUCUCCUCGUCAUCCAGUUUCUCUCGUCGGAACGUGGUUCUUUCGUAUCGGCCAUUUUCUCCACCGGAGAACCUGAGUCGAUUCACCGUGUUAGUGGAUCUCCCGUCGGUGUUGCUUUGUUCCUCGUACUGAUCUUGUUCUUACUCUACAACCGCUUCUCCAUCUUCGGCGGAAACGAUGACUCCGAUGACUGAUGCGACGUCGUUUUUCCAGAUCUAGUAUUGUUUUUUAAUUUCUUUAUUCGAUUAUGUUUUUAUUUUGUCUGAUGGUUGAAGUCAAAAAAACUACACAGCCGCAGUUUUCCUGUAAUGUAGGUAUAUGCACGUGAGAGUCACGUGACAUUGCUGAUGAAUGAGUAGUACUGUAGUAGUGCACUGAGAGGUUUGUAACUUUGUAUUCUUUUUACGUAUAAAUUGCCAA
Molecule: messenger RNA, 714 nt
Organism: Camelina sativa (false flax)
Lineage: Eukaryota; Viridiplantae; Streptophyta; Magnoliopsida; Brassicales; Brassicaceae
Source: RefSeq, a predicted model, not a curated record